Molecule: messenger RNA, 1060 nt
Organism: Bactrocera oleae (olive fruit fly)
Lineage: Eukaryota; Metazoa; Arthropoda; Insecta; Diptera; Tephritidae
Gene: E(spl)m7-HLH
Product: Enhancer of split m7, helix-loop-helix
Biological process (GO): regulation of neurogenesis; regulation of transcription by RNA polymerase II; anterior/posterior pattern specification
Cellular component (GO): nucleus
Molecular function (GO): RNA polymerase II cis-regulatory region sequence-specific DNA binding; DNA-binding transcription factor activity, RNA polymerase II-specific; protein dimerization activity
Source: RefSeq, a predicted model, not a curated record
UCGUUGCAGAACUUGUAGUGAAAACAACAUUGCGUAACCAAGAGGAUUUUCGAUUUUGGAGAAGAAACAAAGUAAAAAUUAUUUUCGAGUUUUUAAGUAAAAAUACAAAGUAAUAGUAAAAAUAAACAAGAACAAGAUGGCAACCAGCGCUUAUGAAUUAUCAAAGACUUAUCGUUAUCGCAAAGUGAUGAAACCGCUAUUGGAGCGUAAACGUCGUGCGCGCAUCAAUCAAUGCCUUGACGAGCUCAAAGAUCUAAUGGCUGAAUGUGUGCAACAACAAAGUGGCGAUCCGGAGAUGAAAUUGGAGAAGGCCGACAUUCUCGAAUUGACUGUUGAACAUUUACGUAAAAUGCGUCAGCAACAAACAACAGCCAAGCGCAGCGAUGAAGGUGCACGUCAGAGUUUCCGUUCCGGUUACAUUAAGGCGGCACAUGAAAUCUCACGUUGUCUCGCCACACUACCGAAUGUGGAUGUCCAAUUGGGCACACAGUUGAUGACACAACUCGGUUUGCGUUUGAAUCAAUUGGAGUCACAGUAUCAGGAGGUGCGCACCGCUGUCAAUCAGCCAUUGAACGUAAUUUGCGGUGCAGCUACAUCAACCGCUAGCGUCGCCUCCAGCAUGUACAGUCCGGUUUCCAGCGGUUAUGCUAGUGACAAUGAAUCGACUACCUCCAGCCAAACGGCAGCCAGCAGCAGCGGUCUAUUGCAAGUCUCCUCAACAAGUGUCUGGCGUCCUUGGUAGUAUAUCAGUGGCUAACAGACUUAUAGCUUUUAGUCGCGCCAAUCACUGAGCUCGAGCAUGGACUUAAUUAAACAAUCGACGGUCUCAUUUAGUUUAAGUGAAAAUUGUUUUUUAAUUUUAAUGACAUAAUUUUUUAAUGUAAACUGUUAUUAGCGAAUUAACUUUAUAAGAAACUCAAGUAGUUUUUUGAACUGUGAUAGGAAAAGCUUUAGUUACAUACAUACAAACAAUUGUACUGCAGUAAUAGUAUUAGUAUUUAAGUGGAAAAGAAUACUUAUACGUAUGUAUGUAUAUCAAUAUAUGACUCAAAAAUGAAAA